Messenger RNA from Schizosaccharomyces octosporus yFS286, 1260 nucleotides. RefSeq names its product dipeptidase. The transcript is spliced from 2 exons. Gene Ontology annotation, molecular function: metallodipeptidase activity. The record is from RefSeq and is a predicted model, not a curated record. Bases 1 to 1260 code for a protein of 419 amino acids. Gene Ontology annotation, biological process: proteolysis. Lineage: Eukaryota; Fungi; Ascomycota; Schizosaccharomycetes; Schizosaccharomycetales; Schizosaccharomycetaceae.
AUGUCUUGUGAAGCAAAAUCCGAAAUCCCCUUUCCAGCUACUCAGUCUUCAAAUUCAAAGAAUCAAUGGGUACAUAAGCACGUCAAAACAUCCUUAUGCCUUUUGUCUAUGUCUCUGUUUUUUGUUCUUCUUAAAGGACCAGAAUAUUUUGUUCCUUCUGCUCUCUGGACUUCAGAGCGAAAAGCGCACUUUGUUCUAACUCAUUUCCCUCUAAUCGAUGGUCAUAAUGAUUUUCCUACAUUUAUUCGUGAAAAAUAUGAUAAUAAAUUGGCCGACAGAGACCUUCACCAUGCCACUGGUCAUACGGAUAUUCAGCGCCUAAGAACCGGCCAUAUGGGAGGACAAUUUUGGUCUGGCUUUGUUGAAUGUCCUCCACUAGUUUCAGAUAGCAAUCUUGCAUGGAACAGAUCUGGUGAACAUGAAGCUGUACAACAAACCUUGCAACAACUUGAUAUAAUCAAGCGUAUGAUAGAAAAAUAUCCUCAAGAUUUUUCUUUGACUACCAAACACGACCAAGUAAAGUAUAACUUCUUACAGAAGCGCAUUUCUAGUAUGAUUGGUAUAGAAGGUCUGCACCAAAUUGCUGGUAGUCCAUCUAUUUUACGACGCUACUAUGAAAUGGGUGUGCGCUAUGCCACGCUUGCUCACAAUUGCGACAAUGUUUUUGCUGAUGCUGCUGUUGGCGGUAAACAAGUCAAUGGCGGAUUGUCAGAAGCGGGACGAGCUUUGAUUCGUGAAAUGAAUCGCCUUGGUAUGAUUGUUGAUUUGUCCCAUGUGACGCCUGAAGUUAUGCAUCAAACUUUAGACAUUUCUGUUGCACCAGCUUUUUUCUCUCACAGCUCUGCCAAAGCUGUUCACAAUCAUCCAAGAAAUGUUCCGGACGACGUCCUUUUAAGAGUCAAGGAAAGUGAUGGAGUCGUAAUGGUCAACUUUUAUCCAAACUUCAUUAGUCCAACACCUGGGAAUACUACUUUGGAGACUGUCGUUGAGCAUAUUCAACAUAUAGCUAAAGUGACAGGCUCCUAUCGUCAUAUCGGACUCGGUGCCGACUUUGAUGGCAUUGAAUCCGUUCCAAGAGGUCUCGAAGAUGUUUCCAAGUACCCUGCUUUGUUUACAAGGUUAGCUGAUUUAGGGCUUUCUAUCAAAGAUCUUAUAAACAUCGCCGGAGGUAAUAUCUUGCGCGUUUGGAAAGCCACCGAAGAGGCAUCUCACAAAGUACAGGAACCACUACUUGAAUGGGAAGACGAACUUGGCAAAUGA